CAGCGUAGGGUUGUGUUCUAUUUUUUGCAUGGUCCUGUUAUGGCAAUAGUAUUUUACCGUUUUUCUGAUACUGUUGACAUUUAGAUCUGUUAAUGUUAUCUUGUUUUCAAACGGCCUCGGGGCAGCAGCAUUGAACAAUGCAAUGACCGGGUUCAAAAUAAGAAAGUUAUCUGAAUGUGUAGGUAGCGUUUUAACUAGGCAAACGUGCAUAUUAUUGAAUCCAACCUUGACAAGGAAUGGACUGUUUUUGACUUGGUCUUGCAACCCGUCUAUAAACAGAAUUGCAGUGACUUUGCAAGAACCAUUUCAUUUAAUACAAGAACUAUGCAACACUCGUUUAGAAAGUGAAAAAACAAAAGCGAACUUGCAGGCGACAAACCACAGCCGUGGUAGUAUUAGUAAUAGUCAUAGUCGUAUUUGUGCUAGUGGUUUGUUUCAAAAUCAUAAUGAAAAACAAACAACAACUAACCCAGAGUCGACUAAACUUUUCAAUAAACCUUCUGGAUCGGGCAGGGAGCCCAAUUAUUGUGUCCAAAAUACUUUAAAUCGGUUUCACCAACUACGUUCUGAAACAAUAAAGAUAAUUGCUGCUUUAACAAAGUCUAGGUUUUACGAAAAAAACAUUCCUCUAGAGACAAUUCAUCAACAAACUUCACCUCGAAGAAAGCCAACUUUAUUCCUGCAGCCUGUUGCUGGCUCGAAGUCAAAGACUAAACUUUCUGGUGAACUUGUUAUCGUUGGAAUGGAAUGUGACGGACAGCAACAUUUGCAGCUAGGAAAUGCAGCCAGCGCUGGUGUGCUUAUAGGUCCCAGCCCCGAUGAAGACAGAUUAAUUUCUGAUUUGAAAGCUGAUACAAGAGAACACUUGGAUGGUGAAAUCGAAAAUGCUCCAAAAGAAAAGAGAGAGAAGAAAAAGACCAAAACAAAAGGCAAAAAAAAGAAACUGAAGCCAACUGCAGCCUGUUUGGACAGUCUGUCGGCAGAACUGCCGUUUGCUAACACAGAAAUCAAGAAGGAGUUUGGCAUUAUAACGUCUGAAAAAAGUCUGAAGAAAAAGAGAAAAAGAACACUUGCUGCAGAGAGUGAAGAAGAUGCAGGAAAAAAGAAGAAACCUCAACGCCCAAAUUACUUUGUGUCCAUUCCAAUCACAAACCCCAAGAUUAUAACCAGUAUUGAAGCCAUUCAAGAUGUGAUCCUACAGAAGGAUCACAGAUUCUCUAAGGCUAUGAUUCCAGCCAGCACCCUUCAUAUCACCCUGCUGGUGACCUACUUGGGCAACGAAGAAGUCAACAUGGCAGUUUAUGCCAUGACUGAGAUGAAGGAUACCCUUCUGGAUAUGCUGCAGGGGAAAGAGCUGGUUUUACCUUUUCAUGGAAUUGGACAUUUCCGAAGUGAAGUGGCAUUUGUGCAAAUGGUAGAAGGAGAGCAUGUGAUAGCGCUUACAAAAAUUGCAGAGACUGUUAAAAAGAGGUUUGAAGAAAAGGGCAUCUUGGUCACGGAUAGCAAAGCUUUCAAACCACAUCUGACCUUCAUGAAGCUCUCAAGGGCACCAAAGCUGCGCAGUCAGGGCAUUAAGAAGCUGGACCCAAAGCUGUAUGAGAAUUUUGAGCAUCGCAAUUUUGGAGAGGAGACAGUGGCUCGGCUUGAUCUUUGCUCCAUGCAGAAGAAAAAGCAACCAAAUGGAUAUUACCAUUGUGAGACCUCCAUUGAUUUGGAAGUGUAAAUGCUGUUAAGCUAAAGGUUAUGGCAUCAGACUUCACCCAGCUACCUCUCCUCCUCCUCUCCUUACACCCCAACCCAACCUCUCUGCUUCACCUGCACUAGAAGACUAGCUGUACCUCCUCUACACUCCCCUGCCCUCAGAGACCGCUCCCUCUCCACCCUCG
Polyodon spathula (Mississippi paddlefish) is the source of this 1886-nucleotide messenger RNA. RefSeq lists its product as uncharacterized. Gene Ontology annotation, cellular component: cytosol. Bases 143 to 1723 code for a protein of 526 amino acids. The transcript is spliced from 8 exons. The record is from RefSeq and is a predicted model, not a curated record. Gene Ontology annotation, molecular function: protein kinase A regulatory subunit binding. NCBI's taxonomy places the organism in Eukaryota, Metazoa, Chordata, Actinopteri, Acipenseriformes, Polyodontidae.